AUGACAGUUCCUCCUGGUUGUUUUUCUGAAAGUAAUAAUCAAGUUUGCAAGCUAAACAAGUCUUUAUAUGGUCUUAAGCAAGCUCCUAGGCAAUGGAACACUAAAUUGACCAAUGCUUUAAUUGAAAAUGGUUUUAUUCAAAACAAAUUUGAUUAUUCUUUGUAUACUAAGAAGUUUGAUAAGGGCUUUGUUGCUCUGCUAGUGUAUGUUGAUGAUAUUUUUGUCACAGGGGAUAAUGUUUCUGAAGUAAAUGAAGUUAAAGAUUUUUUAAGUAAGAAAUUUUUGAUUAAGGAUUUAGGUUUCCUAAAGUAUUUUUUGGGUAUUGAAAUAUUGCAAAAUGAUCAAGGUGUAUGUAUGACACAAAGAAAGUAUUGUUUGGAAGUUUUACAUGAAUAUGGCUUACUUGCUGCCAAACCUAUUGAUACACCUAUUCCUGCUAAUGUUGUUCUUAGUUCUACUGAAUCUGAACAUGACAAAUUCUUGACUAAUAUUUCUAAGUAUCAACAACUGGUUGGUAAACUUAUAUACUUGACUCAUACAAGACCUGAUAUAUCUUAUGUUCAUUGUCUGAGCCAACAUAUGCAUGCUCCUUUAAUGUCUCAUUUCAAGGCUUCUUUAAGGGUUCUCAGGUAUUUGAAAGGUGCUCCUGGUACUGGUAUUCAAUUUAAUAAAAAAGAUAACUUUGAUCUUAUUGUGUAUACUGAUUCUGACUGGGCAAAGUGUCCUAGCACUAGAAAAUCAGUUUCUGGUUUUUGUGUUUUUCUGGGAGGAUCUCUUGUUUCUUGGAAGAGCAAGAAACAAGCCACUAUUUCUAGAUCUUCUACUGAGGCUGAGUAUAGAUGUAUGGCAUCUGCUACUUGUGAAAUUAUAUGGCUGAAUAAUCUGCUUCAAAGUCUUCAGGUUAAUUCUUCUCUCCCUAUAGAUAUGUUUUGUGAUAAUAGCUCUGUUAUACAACUUGCCUCUAAUCCUGUAUUUCAUGAGAAGUUUAAGCACUUUGAAUUAGAUUGGUAUGUUGUUAGAGAAAAAGUUACUUCUGGUCUUAUAAAAGUUGAGAAGAUUGAUUAUAAGAAUCAAGUAGCUGACAUUUUUACUAAAGGGUUGAGUAUUACUCAACACAAGAGUUUGAGCAAGAGAUUGAAUCUGUUUGAUAUGUUUGGAAAACUAGGAAACAUUUAA
Erigeron canadensis is the source of this 1176-nucleotide messenger RNA. RefSeq lists its product as uncharacterized. The transcript has a single exon. The coding region runs from base 1 to 1176 and encodes 391 amino acids. The record is from RefSeq and is a predicted model, not a curated record. Lineage: Eukaryota; Viridiplantae; Streptophyta; Magnoliopsida; Asterales; Asteraceae.